AUGUCGACCACACACCUCACAAUCCACGAUCUCCUGCGCAUAACAUACACCUACGAAAUGCAAGCCAUAGAAGCUCAAGCACAAAGCCAACAGUACCUACAACGUCCCCGCUCCGACUCUGCAUGUUCCAUGCCAGAAAUAUGCGCACAUCUUUCACCUCCAAGUCCGAGACUCUCAUCUGCAUACUCAAACCUCGAAGAGCUAGAAACGGAUUUUACAAGUGCGUUCAGUCAGAAGAAGAAAACGAGCGUGUGA
Messenger RNA from Bipolaris zeicola 26-R-13, 255 nucleotides. RefSeq lists its product as uncharacterized. NCBI's taxonomy places the organism in Eukaryota, Fungi, Ascomycota, Dothideomycetes, Pleosporales, Pleosporaceae. The coding region runs from base 1 to 255 and encodes 84 amino acids. The transcript has 2 exons. The record is from RefSeq and is a predicted model, not a curated record.